UUGUUUCCAAGUUUAGAUUUUUUUUCCCUUAAUUACCAUUCCUUUCUUGAUACUAAUCUUAAUUAUCAUCCACCAAAAUAAUAAAAUCUCUGUCUGUUCAAUUAGAUCCCAAAUGUCCAAAACUUUCCAAUUGGAUUCGUGUGUGCUGGCAGCCACUGGACAUUUUUUUCUUGGAACUCUCCAAACCUCGAUCUUCUUGUCCCUCUUGUCCCCUUUCCAACUUUGUUGUGCUGGACAUAUUUGGCUGCUUUGAAAGAAAAAAACCCAGAAUAGGAAAUCCAAUUCAAGACCAAGAAAUGAGGUAAUAUCUUGAAAACCAGAGUAGAGUUAAGGUUGCCUUACACCUGCUCUUGUCCUGUAAUAUUUUUUAUCAUGUUCAAGAUUUAUGUCUACUUUUAGUUCUCUUAUCUGAUUUGUGUCUCUUAAAUUCUUGAUUUGUUGUCUGCACUAACUUAUGAAAACAGAGCAAAUAAAAAGAGAGUUUUGUUGCUAUGUUUUUUAUGGAAUUUUUUUUUCUUUUGUUGAUUUUUGAUUUACGAGGUUUAAGGAGGAGAUAGAAAAAAAAAAUAGAAUCAGGUUCAUGGCAGGAUGGUUAAUUUUAACAAAUGGGUCUACUUUAGAUUGUCCUGAUGAUAUUAUUUAUAGAUACAAGGGUGGUAGUGGUGGUGGUUGUCCAGAUAUUAAUCAUCCUAUGAAGGAUGAGAUUAAGGAGUGUAUUGUUGUUGAUGAUUCCGAUGAGGAUGAUUGUGAUUGUGAGGAUAAAGUAGUAUGCUUGUUUGAUGAAGUGGUUUCGAUUUUUUUGAAUGAGGCUGCAGAUGGAGGGUGUAUUAGGCCUAUUCCAGCAUUGCUCGGUGAUGGGCAAUCGUUAGAUUUGUUCAAACUCUUUUGGGUUGUGAGAAAGAGAGGUGGGUUUGAUUUGGUAAAUGGUUUUUGGAGCUUUGUGGCUAAAGAAUUAGGGUUGGAUCUUCGAUUUUCGCCUUCAGUUAAAUUGAUUUAUAUUAAGUAUUUGUAUGAGUUGGAAAAAUGUAUGAAGAUUUGUAGCGAUGAGAAGUUAAGAAAGGAGAUGCAUCGAUGUGAUGGGAAUUUGAGUUUUUCGUUGUUGGAGCUAGAGAUGCAGUUUAGAAGUUUGUUAUUGCUUAGAUGUGAUAGAAAGCAGGGAGAUGGUAAAUUUGCUUCACUAGGAUAUAAGGUAAAUGGCAGGUACAUUGAAACGGACACUGGGAAGAGAAAAAUAGGUUUGUUAGGCACCAAAGAAGUACAUCGAAUACACAAUGAUGUUGGAGAUAGGAAUGGUGAUGAUGAUGAAAAGUUUCAUGGUGAAAAGGAGAAUUACUGUGACGAUAGUGAUGAUGAUGUUGUGAUCUUGGAUCCAAGUAUUGCUAAGAAAGAAUUCAAUUCCCGCAAGAGAAAACGAGAAUCUCUAACAAGAAUGCUUAACUGGGUAAUCCAAAUUGCAAAAUGUCCUAAUGAUCCUUCCAUUCGAGUAAUUCACAGAGGUGAUGAGUUGUGGUCCCAAGCAAUAAGGGCACGAGAAGCUCUCUUGCAAAGAAGGCAUGUCAAUCCUAACAUCGAACAAUCGCUCGUGCAGGUAUGCAAUAUGAACUUACAGAACAAUCAAAAGAUGCAUCCAUCCAUGUUUGAGGAUGUUAGUUUUCUAAGUGAGCAGUCUGCCGAGAGGUCAAGAUGCAGCAAGCGGCAUCCUGCUAUAGUGAAACCUCAUUUAUGCUAUUGUUGUAACUCAUGUUCAGCCCAUCAAAGUAAAUCAGCAAGUCUUCUCAAGUGUGAGAACGCCUGUAAGGAGCAAGAACACGACCUUAAGCAAGAACUUGUCAUUGAUGAUUUAUCAUCCAAACACACAACACUCAGUGGAUCUGGGGAUAAGCAUGUCCGUAGGCAUGUGGCUGUGGGUCCUCUCUUCCAAGCUGAAGUCCCUGAGUGGAUUGGCGUGGUUUCUGAGAGUGCCUCUAAAUGGCUGGGCACUCGACUAUGGCCUUUGGAAUGUGAAAACCAUAAUGCUCCAGUUGCAAUGGAUCCAAUCGGAAAGGGAGGGAUCAGUUUAUGUGGCUGUCAGCUUCCAGGUUCAGUUGGAUGUGUUAGAUUUCAUAUUGCUGAAAAAAGAAUGAAAUUGAAGCUCGAACUGGGUCCUUUGUUCUAUCAUUGGCGGUUUGAUCACAUGGGUGAAGAAGUUUCACUUAGAUGGACCACCGAAGAAGAAAAGAGAUUCAAGGAUAUGGUCAGGUUUAACCCUCAAUCUGCGGGCAAGUGCUUCUGGGACAACAAACGUAAGUGUUUUCCUAGAAAGACCAGGGAAGAAUUGAUAAGCUAUUACUUCAAUGCAUAUCUUGUUCAGCGCAGAAGUUAUCAGAACCGUGUAACUCCAAAAUAUAUUGAUAGUGAUGAUGAUGAAACAAAGUUUGGAUCUCUGAGUGAUGCUUAUGGUCAUGAAGCACUCACGGUUCCUGGUGCCAACAUGUUGAUCUGUUCUGAGAAUAAACAAUGCACCGAUUUCACAUAGACACCACAGCGUAACUCAAUGCUCCCAAAAAUUUUGAUUGGACCAGGUGGUCGAGAUGCAGUUGUGAACACUACUAUUGCAGGCGGAGUUUUCUUGAUAAACUGGGGAGAAAGAAAUUGCAUGAUAUGCUAAAAGUUCCCUCGCGCUACUUCUCGAGUAACUCGAAUUAUGCAUUUGUGCAUAUUGAUUUUCAGGAGCCGCGUUACUACUUAAAACGGCAGCAUUAUCUAGACCAUCAUCCCAUACCAGCUACUGUAUCUGGGAUGAAGGAAAUUUUAGGAACGAAAGAGAGUUGCAGAUAGUGGUGUUUCUUUGGAUUCAAGUGUUUUCUUGUGUGUUCAAAAUGUUGUAUAUGGUUGCAUGCCUGCCCGUGUGAAUUCUUUAAACCAUUGUUCAAUGUUGUGGUGGACGUCGCAGUGGUUGUUUCUGCAAUGGUAACUUUCCUUCUCCCACUACGUACCCUUUCGAUGAUGUUAAAUAUUCCUGGAGUAGUUACGUGUAUUACUGGCAGUUUGAGGAUCGAUGUUCAUAGAAAGUUGUACCAUCUCAGUUUUUCUCAAUCUGAUCUCAAAGAUGUCUCUUUGUUUAUAA
Molecule: messenger RNA, 3106 nt
Organism: Populus nigra (black poplar)
Lineage: Eukaryota; Viridiplantae; Streptophyta; Magnoliopsida; Malpighiales; Salicaceae
Product: AT-rich interactive domain-containing protein 2-like
Exons: 2
Coding region: 581-2515 (644 amino acids)
Molecular function (GO): DNA binding
Source: RefSeq, a predicted model, not a curated record